GCAAAGCACGAAAGCAGCCGGGUUGUGAUUUUGUGUUGUAGGUUCAAGGUUGACAGACGACUGAGUGUCAAAUUUCCUGUCCAGUCAUGAGUCCAACAGAGCAGAAUGGUGGAAUAUCCACGGGUAAUAUUGAACUUGAUGCUAGACUUCAACAGUGGUUUGAAUGGAAUAAGAAUGAAGAUCAGAACAGAGAAGUGCGAGAAAUGAUCGAGAAACAAGAGGUCACCACGUUGUGUAAACUGUUUCUGGAGAGAAUGCAGUUUGGGACGGCAGGAUUGCGCGGCCGCAUGGGUCCAGGGUUUGCGCAGAUGAAUGAUCUAAUCGUCAUCCAGACAGCUCAAGGAUUACUUAAGUACCUGCAGAAUACGUUUGACGAUCUCAAGGAGCGUGGGAUUGUAGUCGGCUUUGACGGCAGGCACAACAGUAGAAGGUUUGCAGAACUGACAGCAGCCGUGUUCGAGCAUGCGGGAGUACAUGUAAAUCUGUUCGCCGAUGUCUGUCCUACACCCUUCGUCCCGUUUGCGGUAACACAUUGUAACCAUGUGGCUGGUGUAAUGGUUACUGCCUCUCACAACCCCAAGGAGGAUAACGGUUACAAGGUUUAUGGAUCUCUGGGGGCCCAGAUAAUCUCUCCAGUAGAUAAGGAAAUCCAAAGAUGUAUUCUGGAGUGUCUGGAGCCCACAAUCAGCUGGGAAGUGACACUGUCAGCUGAUACGUUGGACCAGACGCAGCUGAUUGAUAUGGCUGAUGCGUACUACGCUCUGCUCGAGACUGGAGUUUUCAACUCUGCGGCAAACGCUGAGUCAACACUCAACAUCACGUAUACAGCCAUGCACGGUGUCGGUUACCCUUUCAUCGUAAGGGCUUUUGAGGUGGCGAAGUUUAAGCCAGUGAUCCCAGUGGUGGAGCAAAUAGAACCUGACCCGGAAUUUCCCACGGUUAAGUUCCCCAACCCGGAGGAGGGCAAGAGCGCCCUGAAUUUAGCCAUUGCCACAGCCAACGCCCACGGCAGCACCGUGAUUGUGGCUAACGACCCUGAUGCUGACCGUCUGGCUGUUGCUGAGAGAACAAGAUCGGGAGAAUGGAAGGUCUUCACAGGCAACGAGCUCGGAGCCUUACUGGGAUGGUGGAGUCUCUACACAUACCAGAGACGGAACCCCGACUCUGACCUCAGCAAUGUCUACAUGAUAUCCUCCACUGUCUCCUCCAAAAUCCUCAAAACCAUGGCCAAGCAAGAGAAGUUCAACUUUGAGGAAACACUGACGGGCUUCAAGUGGAUGGGAACACGCAGUGCCGAGCUGGUUGCCCAAGGGAAGACGGUACUGUUUGCCUUCGAAGAGUCCAUAGGCUUCAUGUGUGGCACGGGGGUGCUGGACAAGGAUGGGGUGACAGCAGCAGUGCGGGUGAUAGAGCUGGCAACCUUCCUGCAGAGCAACCAGGGGCUCAGCCUCAGCGAGAAACUUAACUACAUCUACUCCUUUUAUGGUUACCACAUCUCAGAGAAUUCAUACUAUAUCUGCCAUGAUCCAGAAGUGAUAAAAACCCUCUUCAAUCGUUUAAGGAACUUUGGAGAUAGUCCUGAUACUUAUCCGGAGGGAUUGUUGGACAACAAGUACCGUGUGGUGGCGGUGCGCGACCUGACUACCGGGUAUGACUCGACCACGCCAGACCACCGCGCAACACUUCCAGUGUCACGGUCCAGCCAGAUGGUCACCUUCAACUUCCACAAUGGUCUGGUGGCCACACUGCGAACUAGUGGCACCGAGCCCAAGAUCAAAUACUACACCGAGUUUUGCGCUUCUCCACAGCUCAAGGACGUUGACGAGGUGAAGUCAGUCCUAAAAGAGAUGGUUGGUGCUAUCAUUGAAGAGUGGCUGCAGCCGAAACUGAACAACUUGAUAUGCAGGUCCAACUGAAUCAACAAAUCAUCGAUUAGCUUUCCUCUCUCUCUUCUUGAGUUGUUAGUCUUGUCCAUAUCAGCUGUUAAAACUGUGUAAGUCUGGUUUUGUUUACGCUUUGGAUAGUUGUUGCUACGUGUGUUUCAUAGUGCUUAGCACUAGCUAGUUUGUACUCGGUAAAUAGAAAUCAACAUUGUUAACACUCAUUGUUUGUUAAAUAACAUUAAUUUACUUAAAUGUGAUUGUAAUACAUUAAAAUCGUGAUUGCAAUGUUAAACGUAAAUGUUGUUAUGUUGUAAAAACUGACGCUUAAGGAAACUGAAAUACUUGACUUACCUGACAAUAAACCAAUUGCCUUUUAAGGGUAAGUGUCAAAAGUUAAACUCUGCGGGAAACCCGACUUGCAAUAAGAUCUCUUCUGUUAUUUUAUAACUUCAGUCUAAAUUUAUAUCGUGUUAUUUGCGCUCUGUUGAUUUACGUAACCGUCCACUCAAUGUAUAACCCAUAUCUGCCCAGAACAAGAACAGUAAAAGAUACUGUGUUUGCUUAUUGUUGUACAAGUAGUGGUUAGAAACUUCCCACGUUGGCUUAUAUAGGUAGGUUAAUACGUUAAUUGUGGGUUGCUGUAAGCUGCUAGAACUGAUUUCAUACCAUUUUCCUUGUUCUGUUUUAUGUAUAUAUUUUCUUCCUUUCCAUAUUUAAAACAGAGUAAUGUUUCUGGAAGCUAUGUAAUAUAUUUUUAUUUAACAGGACACAAAAUUAACAUUAUGGACAUUUAUAGAACUAAAUAUUAGUACACAGGUAAUAAUAGGUUCACAUUUAAGGCAUAUAGUAAAAUACACAUUUAUUUGGAAAUCAAAGUAUAAAUUCAUGUAAUUAUUUAUUCUAUAUGCAAAAUUCAAUGGUUUAGCUAUUAAAGAACAAUGAACUUUACAUUCCCUUCUAUGAUGAAGUAAGCUUCCAAAUAUUUACAAGAAUAUAAUCGUUCAAUAUUCAGUUAAAAAUUGUGCACAACAUACAGGGUGUUUAUAAACGAAUAUCAGUGUUUUAACGGUCUGUUCAUGAGUCGCUAUUUUUUAAUUAUAAUUUUAAGUUAUAUGUAAAAAAACUAAAAAGUGUUAAAAUUCCGAUAUCAUUUAAAAACACCUGGUAUAAAACGCAUUAAUCAAGGAUUGAUUAAUUGAAAGGAUAACAGACUUUAGGAAAUUUACCAUUGUUAAAGGUUACAAAACAGAACACUGCUUUGAAAACUGCUAUUAUUUUCUUAAUUUGUCUAACCUUAGACACGUAAACCUCAGACAUAAGAUUUUUUUACACGUACCAAAAUUAAAAAACAAAUCUACCACACAUGGCUAUGAACUCACAAAAACCAAACUUACAAACCAUGUCACUUUCUUUUAUUUUUUAUGAUCAACAUAGAUAUGCACAGUAAAAUAAAAAUGUAAUUAGUAAGCAGUAAUUGUGCAUAUUCUUACUUUAUUUUAAAAUGAAGUACUUAAAGUUGCGAUUUCAAGUAACAGUUUUUGUUUUUCUGUUAAAAGUUCUAUAUUUUGUUACUUUCAGUUAAUUAGUUUAAUGAAAUUGAGUAUUAUUGUACGGGAUUGUGUAUAAAAAUGGUUUUAUAUGGUACUUUGUAUAAAGUUGAUUUUUGAACACUCGUGCCAAAGGUUAUGUAUGCUUUGACUAAUAAAAUCCAAAUUUACUGAAAAUAUGUGCUGAUCAUUAAUUAUUACUUGGCAUCUCAAAAUUAGUAAGUUUUACUACUACAUCUAACUAGUGGUGCCUGUAAUGUAAUGUAAUUAAAUGUAAUCCUUCAUUUACUUGUUUGUGUUCUUGUUUAAUAUAUGAUCAGUUUAUUGUCAUUGUAUUGCAAAAAAAUAUUAAUACAAUACAGUGUUUGGAGCAAGUGUAAUACAUAAUGUUAAUUAAACAUUUAUACAAAAAACCACAAGAGAGUGCAGUUGAGGGAGGAGCCUAUUUUGCCCGUGACCUUGGAGCGGCCAACGAGAACUGAGCGACGUUGCCAAACUUGUUCCCCGCUGU
Molecule: messenger RNA, 3941 nt
Organism: Homalodisca vitripennis (glassy-winged sharpshooter)
Lineage: Eukaryota; Metazoa; Arthropoda; Insecta; Hemiptera; Cicadellidae
Gene: Pgm2a
Product: phosphoglucomutase-2
Exons: 11
Coding region: 87-1916 (609 amino acids)
Biological process (GO): purine ribonucleoside salvage; carbohydrate metabolic process
Molecular function (GO): phosphopentomutase activity; magnesium ion binding
Source: RefSeq, a predicted model, not a curated record